Molecule: messenger RNA, 4841 nt
Organism: Carlito syrichta (Philippine tarsier)
Lineage: Eukaryota; Metazoa; Chordata; Mammalia; Primates; Tarsiidae
Gene: ZNF641
Product: zinc finger protein 641
Exons: 6
Coding region: 672-1946 (424 amino acids)
Biological process (GO): negative regulation of transcription by RNA polymerase II
Cellular component (GO): nucleoplasm
Molecular function (GO): DNA-binding transcription repressor activity, RNA polymerase II-specific
Source: RefSeq, a predicted model, not a curated record
GGAUCGGUCACCCGUGGGGGCGGGGAGGAGGCGCGACGCGGCCUCCGGGUUGCUGCCUUCCCCGGGGGCCGGUCCCACUGACAUCCUGGGCCGCCCCUCUCCCUGUCUCCGGGUGCUCGUCGCAGCUGUCAGGCCCCGCGGGCUGCCGCCGCUGUCACUCGCGUGCAGGUUACCCCGUGACUCCCUUUCUCUUUACUUGCUCAAGCCCCAGCUCACGGGAAACCUGUCUUCUGACCUCACUUCCCCCGCUCCACUUCUGCCUUGCUCGGAUUCUCUGAAAUCUGACCCUCUCUAGGGGCACUGUGACAAGCAGGAGGGAAGAAGCAACCUUACUCCGGAGCUGCUCCCGUCCCGCCCAUGCCCCACCCGCGGCAGGGGCCAGGGUUCUCUGACGGUCUGAGCGCGACUCGUCCCUGUGCCCUUGGGCUACUCAUUUCGAUAACAUGGCUCUUUUUCUGUCUAACAGCAUCGGCUGCAAAAACUUCCUUCUGCAGGUGCCUUGCCACCCAGAUAUGUGAGGAAAAGGGGAAACGAAAGCUCUAGAACCCAGACUCCAAUGGGCAUGGGAUCUUCCUGGAACCAGGAGAAACCAGGUUAGGGCUGCCACUUAAGUGGCCCAAGUGCUGGCUCUGCGUGCUGAAGACAGGUCACAGUUUGGGUUUGCAGCAAAAAUGCUUUCAGAACAGACAGCAGCCCUGGGGACAGGAUGGGAGUCAAUGAAUAUACAGCUGGAUGGAGCAGAGACCCAGAUGGAAAGGGGAAACCAGGAAGAAGGGCCAUGGAGAAUAGCGCCAGGGCCUCUGGAACACCUGUGCUGUGACCUUGAAGAGGAGCCACAGUCCCUUCAGGAGAAGGCUCAAUCUGCUCCCUGGGUUCCUGCAAUUUCCCAGGAGGGGAGCACAGGAGACUGGGAGAUGGCAGCUGCACUUCUUGCAGCUGGAUCACAGGGGCUGGUAACCAUCAAGGACGUGUCACUGUGCUUCUCUCAGGAGGAGUGGCGGAGCCUGGACCCAUCUCAGACAGACUUUUAUGGAGAAUAUGUCAUGCAGGAAAACUGUGGGAUAGUAGUCUCUCUGAGAUUUCCAAUUCCCAAACUGGACAUGCUUUCUCAACUAGAAGGAGGAGAAGAACAAUGGGUCCCUGACCCCCAUGACUUAGAAGAGAGGGACAUUCUGAGGGUUACAUAUACAGGAGAUGGAAGUGAACACGAAGGGGAUACUCCUGAACUAGAAGCAGAACCUCCCAGAAUGUUAUCCAGUGUGUCUGAAGAUACUGUUCUCUGGAACCCAGAGCACGAUGAGAGCUGGGAUUCCAUGCCCAGGAGCUCUAGAGGAAUGCUCCUGGGACCCCCUUUUCUUCAGGAAGACAGCUUCUCAAACCUUUUGUGUAGCACAGAGAUGGAUUCCCUGUUAAGACCUCACACAUGCCCCCAAUGUGGGAAACAGUUUGUGUGGGGCUCCCACCUUGCCAGACAUCAGCAAACACACACGGGGGAGAGACCCUACAGCUGUCUCAAGUGUGAGAAAAGCUUUGGACGAAGACAUCACCUCAUCAGGCACCAGAAAACCCACCUACAUGACAAGCCUAGCAGGUGCUCUGAGUGUGGCAAGAAUUUCCGAUGCAACUCCCAUCUGGCCAGCCACCAGAGAGUGCAUGCAGAAGGUAAAUCCUGCAAGGGCCAAGAGGUUGAAGAGAGCCCUGGGUCAAGGAAACGGCAGCGUGCCGCACCUGUGCCAAAGUGUCACGUGUGCACUGAAUGUGGGAAGAGCUUUGGCCGAAGACACCACCUUGUGAGACACUGGCUGACCCAUACUGGGGAGAAGCCUUUCCAGUGCCCUCGCUGUGAGAAGAGCUUUGGCCGAAAACAUCACCUGGACAGGCACCUGCUAACCCACCAGGGACAGAGUCCUCGGAGCAGCUGGGACAGAGGGACAUCUGUCUUUUAAAAUACGUUUCUGCUACAUCUAUGGUCAAGUCUGUCAGCUGGUGCUACCAGGAGUCACUGCCAGGGCUGCCCUUCUCCUGUACCCCUAUGGCCAGAUUCAUGGGCCCUGUCCCCAACCCUAGAAAUAUAAGGUCCUAGCAUUGGCUAGAGCAUUUCUCACCAGUUCUGUGACACACCACUUAAAAACAGAGUUCUUUGAGCAAAACUUUUGGGAAACAAUGCAUACUUCCUGGGCUGAUAUUCAGCCUGAGCCCAUUCUCAAGAAUAGAGUGGUACCAGCAGUUUAUGGCUGAAAUCCAUUCUGAUUGGUUAGGGUCUGUGCCAUACAAGUUGUUAUAACUAUAACUAUUAUAUUUUCUCUCUAUAUAUUGAUUGAGAGAAAGACCAUUUUAGCAUAUCAAAGGCUCUGAAAACUUCUGCAGUAGAGCUAACUGUUAAUGCAGUGUUUCCUAUAUUUAUCUGACCUCAGUAACAUUUCUAUUUCACAUCCCACAGAACUGGUGACUCCAUGAAAUACACUCUGGUGAACACUGGGUUAGAAAGUAAUGAGGAAACAGGAAAGAGAUAGUGAUCAGGCACUCAGAGCCCCCUUUUUGAUUCAUAUGAAAGCCAGGGGCCAGACCUUGUUCCUGUGUGGGUCCAUUUCCUUUACCCCAAUCAUCAGAUUAUACAUCUACAUCUCUCACCCCCACCUGCUGAAAAAUAGAAAGGACAGCCUUUCCACCUUCUUAUUCCUACUCCCUUCAUCCUGUACAUACAUAUAAUCCAGCUGAGAGAUCGUGCCGCAAUGCUUAGAGAUGGACCCAAUACCCCUAAGUCACCCAGGCCCACACAGAAGAAAAAACUUUAUCCCCUUGAACAGACCCCUCUCCUCUUGACUGUGUCUUUAUGUGUCUGUGUCUGUGUGUGCAGGGUCUUUGAAGAGAGCAUGCUAAGUGCAAACUGCAAGCUAGGUUUUCUAGGGACCGUGUUCUGGGGAUGAGGGUAGUGGGGAUUGUAUGGGGUUUUUGUUUUAUUUCAAGAUAGGAAGUAAUCUGAGUGAUUAAGGGAGCCCUAGUGGAAAGGGUUAAGUGUUGGGAUAAGCUGUGGGAGUUGAAUACAAAGCUUUCCCCAGUACCACUGAGAUCAAGACAAUUGUGGAUGCAUAUGUCUAGGUCUGAAUUUCUGGGCCACAGAUGGUUUUCACCUGGGAGGAGAAAGAGCAGUUGAGGUGAGCUGUUUCUUGUGAUUUCAGUCAAGGUGCAUAUAAAAGCUUUGUGUUAAGUGGGGGUUUUUUUUGUUAAGUGCUGGGAAAUUAGGACAGGAAUCACAGUGUUUGCAAGUUGUCAUCGCUCUUGUUUGCCUCAUCAAAGGGGAAGAGUUAUUCUUGAGAAUCUCAUUCUCCCAGAAACAGAACUUUAGGGGAAAUGGCUGUGGCAUAGCUUUUCAGCAGAUUCCGGGAAAUGAGCUUUCUGGUUGGUUUUCCUCCCAGUUCUGGGAUGGUGACCACACUAAAACUCUUAACCCUAGGACUUGCAUAAGUAUUCUAGUGUUCUGUUAGUUGGUGAGUUGGUCAUUGUUUCUCUAUAUUGAUGAUUGUGUUAAUAACAAUCUGAUAAUUUAAAAAUUAUCUUGUAUGUAAGAGCAGUUUGGGGCUAGGGAGGAAAAGAGCAGAGUGGGAUAUUUUCUCUUUAAUGUGUAGAUUCUGGUUUUUCCUUGAGACACUUAUUUAUCAACCACAACUGGUGUAAUGAACCAGAGAGGCAAGAGGAAGUGAGAUGCAACAGUCUAGGGAUUGUCCCAUUUGCUUAGAGAAAACUGGGUGAAUCAUGGCUCCUUAAGAGUCCUGGACCCAAAUGGAAUUGAAAAUAGGGUCAUUGUGCUGACAGGGCUUCUUGGAGUAUAUAUGACUUGAGCAGCCUGGCCCCUACCUCCCUUCUCUAUUAGAGCAGCUGUCCUUCUUUGUCUUGAAUGCACUUCUCUUGCUUAUGUUCCUGUGAAUAAAGCAAAAUAGCAAGCCCUUUAUGAGACAGGCCUUGUCAUAGGUCCUCAGAGAUAGGAACAUUUUAUGAUCAGUAAUAAGAGAUGCACCAGGGAGUAGGAAAGUAUUGGGUCCAGUGAUAAAUCUGGACUAUGCCACUUUUACUGUCUCACUUUACUACAUAUCAGUUCUGUGUAAGCAGUGGUUCAGAACCUGUUUGGGAUCACAGACUCAUUGAUGAAUCUGAUGGAAACCAGAAACCUACUUUUGAGAAACAGACAUUUGCAGUUCACUCAGUUUUGCAUACACAUUUAGCAGGCUCAGAGCCCAUCCAUGGAAUCCCUAAACUGGCUUCAAAGAAACUGACCCCAAAUGGUCAUUAUAUGUUUGUGUCAAGAAUUACAAGGCAAGGAUCACUAAAUAUUUUAAGGACUAAGAUAUCAGAGGCAUCAGGGUGUAAGGAUAGAAUCUGGUCUUUAAUGACUAAAAGGAUAUUGCUUAUGUUCUUGUCUGUUUCUUAAGAUCAUCUGGCAUGCAAAUCCAGCUCCUCACAAACCUUGUUUUAAGGACUUGAGGGAAGUGAUACUCCUUACUAUCAGAUCACGCCUCUUAAUAACGACAUGUUAACCUCCAGCCUUUUAUCUGUUUUAGUAAUUGUAGGGAUAGAAAGUGAAGCCUCCCAAGUUAGGUGCAGUUGCAGCAUCUAGCUGAAAGGCAUCAUGGAGUCUAAGGGCCUGCUGCAGAAGGGGCAAUCCUUUGGAUCAUUUCUGGUGUACCAUUGUCUUCUCUACCUCGGUCCAACACCACCUCCCUUGGACAAAAAAAAUAAAACAAGCAACAGCCAUCAGAUGAGUGAAUAGAUUUGAAUGAUUUUUCCCACAGGGAAUUAGCCUCAAAUUUUCAUGUUCUACCCAGCUUAAAAAGCAUGUCUGUGUU